ACAAGACCCGAUGGGCCCCGCGGAGGGCGCGGCGAGUCCCGGCCGCUUCUUCGGCGUCUACCUGCUCUACUGCCUGAACCCUCGGCACCUGGGCCGCGUCUACGUCGGGUUCACCGUCAACCCUGCUCGUCGGGCCCAGCAGCACAACGGAGGCCGCAAGAAAGGCGGGGCCUGGCGCACCAGCGGGCGCGGGCCAUGGGAGAUGGUGCUCAUCGUGCACGGCUUCCCUUCCGCCGUGGCCGCCCUUCGGUUUGAGUGGGCCUGGCAGCACCCGCACGCCUCGCGCCGCCUGGCGCACGUGGGUCCGCGCCUGCGCGGCGAGGCCGCCUUCGCGUUCCACCUGCGCGUGCUGGCGCACAUGCUGCGCGCGCCGCCCUGGGCGCGCCUCCCGCUCACGCUGCGCUGGCUGCGCGCCGACUUCCGCCGUGACCUCUGCCCGCCGCCGCCGCCGCACGUGCCGCUGGCCUUCGGGCCUCCGCCGCCCCGGGCCCUGGCUGCGAGGCGCUGCACCGUUCCCCUUGCUGACACCGAGUCCACGCCGGACCAGGACGCCGAGGCCCGCUGCGCCCUGUGCGCGCGUGCGCUCCAGGAUGAAGAGGACCCUCUGUGUUGCCCCCACCCUGGCUGCCCGCUAAGGGCCCAUGUGAUCUGCCUUGCAGAGGAGUUCCUGCAGGAGGAGCCAGGGCAGCUUCUGCCCCUAGAGGGCCAAUGCCCUGGGGCCUGGCCUGGAGGCCUGCGAUGCCUGACUCUGUAUCUCCCACCAACUGCACCCCUUGGUAGCUGUAAGAACUCACUGCUGUGGGGAGAUCUGAUCUGGCUGUGCCAGAUGGGCACCGAGGAGGAAGAAGAGGACUUGGAAUUAGAAGAGGACCACUGGACAGACAUGCUGGAGACCUGAUCCUCAGCAUCGCCAAAGCUCCACCCACUCCUCCUCUGUGCCACCCCCUGCGGUUCUGGGCCGUUUUUACUUGAGUACAAUAAAAAGUCUGAGCUAAGGGUACCUCUGGUGUUUGCCGGGGGCAG
This is a messenger RNA of Diceros bicornis minor, 1023 nucleotides long. RefSeq names its product SLX1 homolog A, structure-specific endonuclease subunit (gene SLX1A). NCBI's taxonomy places the organism in Eukaryota, Metazoa, Chordata, Mammalia, Perissodactyla, Rhinocerotidae. Gene Ontology annotation, biological process: double-strand break repair via homologous recombination. The coding region runs from base 11 to 898 and encodes 295 amino acids. The transcript has 6 exons. Gene Ontology annotation, molecular function: 5'-flap endonuclease activity; crossover junction DNA endonuclease activity. The record is from RefSeq and is a predicted model, not a curated record. Gene Ontology annotation, cellular component: Slx1-Slx4 complex.